UAUUCUGUGUUUCUCAUUCCUGGCUUUGGCUACUACUAUUUCAUUCCAUGCAUUGGAGUUUGAAUCUUCAAAUUGAAUAUUUACAUUGCAUGUGCUCCUUUCCCAAACAGAGUUUGUAUUGUAAGGUGCAUUCCAUUCCAUGUAACUACCAACCAGAGUGGUUAGCGAUUUGCUGGCCCUACUUUUGAUUCAGCUACACACGUGUGAGGUUAUUUAUAAAUACAUUAAAAAGAAGAAAAAAAACUCAUGAUCUAAUAAUGGUGACAAAAAUGAGUUUGUUUUAAAACUUUCCCAUCCUAUUUAUCAUUAAUUUCUGAUUAUAAAAAGUAGUGCCAAAAAAUAAAACUCAUUUGAUAAAUCAAGAAAAGGAGUAACUUCAAGCUCAAGAUCGAGUAAAGUCACAAGUUGGCUUAAGUUUUUAUAAGUGUAUCCUUGAUUUGAUUCUUUCUAACUUUUGUCUUUGCAUAGUUAAUUAGAAAGGUGUAUGACUGUGGUUGACUGAAUUGUGGAUAAGAAUUCUGAACCAUGCAGGGGCAACUUCCUCUUGUAUGCUUAUACGUGUUGCAUGUUAUAUGGUCAACACCUUCUGCGCCUUCUAUCAUUAUUUUCACAAUUAAUCUGUUUUCAGAGGAUUACAUUUACUUUUUACCCCUCACCCACAUACAUGUGUAGGAGUAACUGUUCCCUUGGCUUUUAUUUGUUUUGCAUGCAAAUUAUCAUGAACGGCAAUUUCUUUGGUGCCUGCAACUUUUUUAUGGGAAGCGUACAGGAAUUGCUUGGACCAAUAACAUUAUUUCUUUUGUUUCGAUUUUUUUAAAUCCGGAAUAAUAGCAGUAGCCUUUCGUAAAUCAUGAAUUUACCCCCUAACUUCAUUUAUUUAUAAGUUGGUCCCUUAGCUAAGGAAAAAGAAAACAAAAGCUAAGUUAAAAAGAUCUUGGAGGUAAUUUACAUUCUGGGUAAUUUACAUUCUGGGUUCGUGAAAGAUUAGAUUAGGGUUCAUGAGAUAGGUUUUGUUCCUGAAGUCACCUAGAUUGAUUUCCUGAUUUCAUUUCAUCUAUUUGAACUGUCGUCUUCGGUAGCCUUUGGUUUGUGUGAUUUCGAGGGUUUCACAGGUGAUUCUUCUUCGACUGUGCUUUCACUGAUGAAUUUGGUUGUGCUCGUCUGUGUCGCUGUAAGAUUUUGAUACGGGUGUUUCGACUUGUACACCACUCUAUUGAGCAGGGAUCGAAGUUGCGGCUACCUGAACUGAGUUGGGAAAAUGAAUGAUUCUUCAGGAGAUAACUGGCUUAAUCCGUUUGAUGACGAGCUUUAUAUCAUCGAUGAGGAUGAUAGUCUGAAUUCUAGCCCUGCCAACGGUUUGAAGCAGGGUGUGAAUGAAGGGGAUAAUGAUGGGGAAAAUUUUGUGGAUGUCGAUGAGAUGUUUGAAACUGGAAAUGACAGUCAAAAAAACUCUGAUGUAGAAGUUAAAGUCAUGAAAAGGAUUCCUGAAUUGUCUGCAGACGACAUUAGAGGGAUGGAUUUCUCUUAUGAGGAGGAAGCAUGUGAAUUCUAUUCUAAAUAUGCUCGUAUCCGUGGAUUCUCUCCAAGAAAAGAUGAUGUAUACAAGGAUGAUGAUGGCAAGAUUAUCUCACGACAGGUGGUGUGCAAUAGGGCUGGACAAAGGCAUCAGAAGCAUAUGCAUAAUAGUGGCAGAAGAAAACAACCUAAGCCUAUUACUAGAGUGGGUUGCCUUGCUAGAAUUCGAUUUCGUUGUUUUUCUAGCAGUAAAAGGUGGAAAGUGGUUUUUGUUUGCGAUGAACACAAUCACCCAUUAACACCAUAUAAGCAUGUUCAUUUGAUUCCAAAAUUCCGGCAAUUGAGUGAAGGGGACAAAGCUCAAGCAGAAGGUAUGAACCUAUUUGGUGUGAGGACCCGCAAUAUUAUGGAGGUGAUGAUGGGCCAAAAAGGUGGGGCUGAGUCGGUAGGCUUUACCGGCAAGGACUUGGCCAACCACCUAGACAAGCAAAAAAGGAAAAGAGUCAAAGAUGGUGAUGCAGUUGCGGCGCUGUCCUAUUUACAAGGAAAACUUGACAGUGACCCACUAUUUUUCUUCAAGUACAACAAAUCGGAACAAGGUAAUCUCCUUAACUUGCUAUGGUGUGAUGGAACCAGUAGAAUGGAUUAUAACGUGUUUGGAGAUGUGGUUGCCUUUGAUAGCACAUACAAGAAGAACAAGUAUAACAAACCUCUUGUGAUUUUUUGUGGAUACAACCACCACAAGCAAACAACUAUCUUUGCUGCUGCACUUGUUCAUGAUGAGAAAACUGAGACUUUCAUAUGGGUUUUGGAAACCUUGACUGAAGCAAUGUUUAACAGGCAUCCUAAGGUGGCGGUUACAGAUGGAGAUCUAGCAAUGAAGGAAGCUAUUAGAGUUGUGUGGCCGAAUACCACGCAUCGUCAAUGUGCAUGGCACAUUCACCAGAAUGCUUUGAAAAAUAUUAGAAAUCUUGAUUUUGCAGAUGAAUUCAAGUUAUUUGUGUACGCUAACUUAAACCCUGACAAGUUUGGAGAGAAGUGGGAUAAACUGGUUGAGAAAUAUGGUAUAGCCAACAAUCCAUGGAUUGAUACGAUGUAUGAGACAAGAGCUUCUUGGGCAAGCACCUUCAUGCAAGACAAAUUUUUUGCCGGUAUUAGGACGACAUCCUUAUGUGAAGGUAUUAACUCAUUCAUAAAGAAUUAUCUGCACUGUAAGUGUUCCUUGUUGGAUUUUCUUUUCAAUUUUGAGCGGGCUAUGAAGAAAUACAGGCACAAUGAGUUGGAAUCUGAUUUUAAGUCUUCUUAUGGUGAGCCUGUUAUGACAACAGCACUUAGUGGCAUUGAGUAUGGAGCUGCUAAAAUAUUAACAAGGAGCAUGUUUUGGGAAGUCAAGGGUCAAAUUGAGGAUGCCCUGGGGCUAAAUGUGGAGCGUUCUGAGGUGGCCAAUAUUGUGAUGAUGAAAAUGAGAAAAAUUAGCAAUCGCAGAAAAGAAUAUAUUGUUGUUUAUGAUAAGAACCAGAAAAAGUUUGUAUGUGAAUGUGGUUAUUUUGAGUUUUAUGGCAUCCCUUGUUCUCAUAUAAUAGCUGGGAUGAGAAGUGAGUAUAUUGAUGAAUUUCCAAGCAAUCUAGUUUCUAAGAGGUGGUUGAAAACAGCCAAGUCUGCUCAUGUGUAUUCAAUUUCAGAGCCUAGUAUUCAUUCACAGAAUAUGAAAUUGUUGCGAAAAGGAGCUAUGUCUGCCGCAUGCAACUAUCUCGCAGAAAUAGCAUGCGAAAAGGAUGAUGAUUUUUCAAGUGUAAUGGAAGACAUUUAUAAGCUGUUGAGGGAUGUUCAGAAGAGUCGCAAACCGGGUUGUACAACAAAGAGUGCAGCCUUUAAUGUGGGUGAUCCAACUGUUGUACAGGGUAGAGGUGCCCCCAAGAAGACCAGAACUGUCACCAAGAGAAGGCAUUGCUCAAAUUGCAGGGGUAUUGGACACACGAUUCGUACGUGCCCGGUUUUGCUUUAUCCUGAUCAAGUCAAUAACAGUGAAACAGGUGAAUCUGCAAGUGAAGGAAUUGAGGACAGCACAGACGACGAGACAAACGUUGGCAGCGUAGAUCGGCAGAAUAAGGGGGCUUCGGUGGCAAGUAAACUUAAAUCGCAGCAACGGAAGCAGGGAAAUGACUCCUCAUCCACCCAAAACAAGCGUUCAAAUCAGAACACGGUGUCGACAAAACAAAAUAAGCGUAAAUCUAAGCAGCGAGAAGUCCCAGUCAUGAUUCAUUCAAGCCAAGUAUCUGUGAAUGAAGUGACUCAGAGUUCACCGAAUAAUGCAGGUCGCGGUGAUGUGGAUAACAACAGAGUUACUUUGUUGCCCCAGCAUCCACAGGAAAUACCUUUGACCCAAGAAUCUGUGAAUCAGGUACAGGUUUAUAACAUGAAGCCUAUUGUACAACAAGUCCACUAUCCUGUUGUUCGUGCUUCAGCUGGACUUCCAUUUUUGCAACCUACUUAUGCCGUGAAUAUGACUAAUGGAGUUCAGGUGUUUCCACAGUUUAUACAGCACCAAAACGUCCAGGUUCCUUACCAAGGAGUUCAGAUGCAAACUCUAUUUCAAGCUGGACCUUCUGGCUUACUCCCGACAUUUUCAUCGACGUUGGCGGCAGUCGAUAGGAGACACAAUAGAAAUUCUAGUUUAGGAAAUAAUUGAAAGCAUUUCAUUUUAAGUCAGUUUGAUUUUGAUAUUGGAACAAAUUAUGUAUUUGUGUGAAGGAAAAAAAUUAUUAAAUUAUAUUUUAAAAACAUAUUCUGAAAAAACAAUAUAAGUGCAGACUUU
Molecule: messenger RNA, 4330 nt
Organism: Lotus japonicus
Lineage: Eukaryota; Viridiplantae; Streptophyta; Magnoliopsida; Fabales; Fabaceae
Product: protein FAR1-RELATED SEQUENCE 5-like
Exons: 6
Coding region: 1259-4204 (981 amino acids)
Molecular function (GO): zinc ion binding
Source: RefSeq, a predicted model, not a curated record